AGAGGCGGGGGCGGCAGCGCGCAUGCCCGGAAGUGCGGAGGGAGCGGGAGAGCGGAGGGGCCGGCGGAGAGUGGGGUGAUCUGGAGUGCGCCUCCCCACCAUGCGCUCCCUCCUCUUCCUCUGCGCCCGCCGCCUGGUGGGCCACCCCCGCGCCCUGCGCCGCGUCCUGGCGCUGGUCCCCGCCGAGCUCUACCCCGUCCUGUUCCGCGCCGCCUGCCUGGAUGGACGGACGCCGGCGCUGCCGCCCCUGCUGGCCGCCUGGCCCUUCCCCCUCCUCAGCUUCCGCCACCUCUUGGGUCACCGUCACCAUGACUGUCACCGCGAUUGUCACCUAGGGGACAAACCCAGCAAACCCUGCGUCCAGGCCGUCAUCCUGGCCGUGGUGGCGCAGCUGCGCCGGGCACUGGACGAGCCCUGCGGCGGCACCAGCGCCAGACGCUGCCGCCUGCGCGUGCUGGACAUGACGGGUCUCCAGGACGAUGACGCCGAGCGCGGCCCGGAGGGGAUGAGCCUUUGGUCCGGCACGGUGGCCUUGGCCAAAGCCGCCCUCGAGGUCUCCAAACACCACCGCGAGUGCCUGAAACGCGGCUCCAAACGCCACAAAGGUCCCUUGGGCGCCUCGGUGGCUCCGCAACCCGUCACCGUGGAGGUUCGCGCCGAUCUCUUCGUCAACGCCGCGUCCUUCGCCGUCCUCCGCGACGCCCUCCGUGCCGGCGCCGCCGCUCCCCUGCGCCUCAAAUGCCGCGACUUCCACGCCGAGGAGCUUUCGGUCGCUGGCACCGUGAGUUUGCUGGAGCUGCUGGAUCCCGCCGGUGUGCGCCGGGUGGAUCUGCGCUUCAACAACCUGGGCUUGGCCGGGCUCUGCGCCGUUUUGCCACAUCUCGCCCGCUUCACCCGCCUCCUCAGCCUCAAGCUGCCUUACAGCAACGUGGACGUGCGGCGAGCGGCGGCGGGGACGGACGCCGGGCUCCGGUGUCUCGCCGAGCAGCUGGGGAAGCUGCCGGCUCUCCGUGAGCUUAAUUUAGGCUCCUCCAGGCUUUCGGGGAAACUGAGGCAGCUUCUCAGUGACCUGCAGGCCCCACUGGAAAGUCUGGAGCUGCCGUUCUGCUCCCUCCUUCCCGGCGACGUCGCCUUCCUUUGCCAAAGCCCCCACGCUCCGGCGCUGCAGAAACUGGACCUGAGCGGCCACGAUCUCACUGAAAACCUUCUCGGACCCCUCGGGCGUCUCUUGGAAGAAUCUUCGGCCUCGCUCCGUCACCUGGAUCUGGUGGAGUGUCGCCUGACGGACGCGCGGUUGGAAGUUCUGCUGCCGGCGCUUUGCCGCUGCUCCCAUCUCCGGUGCUUGGGACUGUUCGGGAACCCCCUUUCCACCCCGGGACUCAAGACUUUGUUACGGAAAAUGCUGGUUUUGCCGGAUUUGCACCUGGUUGUUUACCCGUACCCCGUGGAUUGUUACAACCACGAGCUGCCGCAGCCGCUCCCCGGCUCCGGUUGGGUUUUUGAGGACGCGGUGGACGAGGAACGUUUGGCGGCGGUGAACGCCGAGCUGUGUCAGAUCCUGGUGAGUUCCGGCAGAGCCGACGCCGUCUGGACCACCAACCUCUGCCAGCUUGGAGCCCUCGACUACUUUGCCUUGUAACCAAAAACUUGUAGCAUUUGGUGUGUCCUAUGGCAGCUGGUGACGCGCCGCGGCCUCACCGCCAUCCCGCCUCAUCCUUCCUUUUAAAAUUUGGCGUUUCCGCCUUUUCUCGGUGUUUUUUCUGGCACCUCUUCCCUUUUAUUGUCACCGCGUCAUCAGCCACGGAUGGGCGUUGGUAACACCCGCCGGUGCCUUGUGUCACCUCCUUCGCCGAUUAAUUAACGCUGCGCAACUUGAUGAAUAAAUCGCCACCGCUCGCA
Molecule: messenger RNA, 1899 nt
Organism: Columba livia (rock pigeon)
Lineage: Eukaryota; Metazoa; Chordata; Aves; Columbiformes; Columbidae
Gene: LRRC14
Product: leucine rich repeat containing 14
Exons: 4
Coding region: 101-1639 (512 amino acids)
Cellular component (GO): cytoplasm
Molecular function (GO): protein binding
Source: RefSeq, a predicted model, not a curated record